AAUGAUAAAUGAUGUUUGUUUCAAAAUUUGAAUACAUUACAUAUAACGUUGUAUAUGAACGGCGAUUCGAAAUUCAUCAUCAUCAGAAGGAAAAAAAACGUGGUUAAUGUGGCCAAAUAUUUUUAUUUUUGUUGAUUUUAUUAAUUCAUAUUCUCCGUUUAUUAUCUCUGAUUUUUAUAUUCACCACCAUUAAUGGGUCGAACGACAAAAGAUGAACCAUUUGGCAUAGCAAAAGCCGAUAAAUAUUGUUGUUCAUUAUGUGGAUUCGUCUCAAUCAAAUUGAAUGAAUGUGAUCAUCAUAUUCUUGUUGAACAUCAAGGCCAGGCAUUAAUCAAUGAUGAUAGACCGAUGACCCAAGCGGAAAUUAAACAAGGCUAUCGUCGUGCUUUAAGUGUUCUUAAAAUGCUCAAUUGUACAAUAUGUUCGAAAACGUUUCGAAGUUUUUUGGGUAUGGUAUUACAUGCUGAAGUAUGUGGUAAAUCGGAAGAUGAAUUAUUUCGUGAUUGUGAAAUUUGUGGUAAACGUUUAAGAAUUCAUUCGUUGGCCCUUCAUUUACGUUCAAUUCAUUCAAAUGUUGAUCCAUCGAUUCAAAUUGAUGAUAAUGAUAUUGAAAUGAUAAGUCAACAAGAAGAAGUUGUGGAAGGUAAAAGAGGCAAAAAACGAAAUUCUGCUCUUAAAGCAAUCAAUAAAUUUCGAUCUCUCAAACUAGCUGGUAGUGAUGGUGAAGAUGAUGAUAAAAAUAAAAAAUCAAAGAAAGCACGACUGAAAAACGAUGAUAAUGAUUUUUCAGCUAAAUCCUCCUCCUCCUCCUCAUCAUCAUCAUCAUCAUCAGAUGAAGAGCUUGAAGCGUCAAUUUCGAAUGAAACAAAUGAUCUCAAUGAUAAGGGUAAUCAAGAUAAUAAGAUUCAACAGGAAACGACAAAAACAUUGAAUGAUCGUGAUUUGGAUCGAAUCAUUUCCAUAAUUGUUCAUCAUUUAAUCCGAGAAGAUGGUAAUGAUAAUAGCGAUGGAUUUGAACGAACAAUCAUCGAAUCGGUUCCUGUUAAUCGAAACGGUCUAUUUACCUGUUACAAUUCUUUAUGUCCUACUCAAUUUAAAUAUCGAUUCGAAUUGGAAAAUCAUUAUCGUCGAUGUCGUUGGAAAAAAUUUUGGUUUCGUUGUUUCCUUAACGAAUGUCAACAAAAUGAUCGAAAUCGUUUCAAUUGGCUCGAUGUAAAUGUUGUGGAACAUUUUUUUCAUAAACACAAUGAAUUAUUCAAUAAUGCAGUGAAAGCAGAAUUUGAUAUUUUUAUAAAGAAAAAACAACUGAAUGAUGUUGUUCGUUCUGGUCCAAGUAGUUCACGAAAACCUCGUUAUCUUAAACCACUUCUUGAAUGGCAUAAACAAAUAUCAUUAUCAUUGAAAGCUAACAUUGUUGAUAAUGGCAAUCCAAUGUUUUCGAACAUGUUACCAAGUCAUGAUGAUUACCGUAUAAUCGAUGAAAAUUUUCAGAUACAAAAUUGUCAAUCCCCUUAUUUCAAAACAACACGUACAAUGGAUUCUGGUGAUAAUGAAAUGAAAAAAUUAUCAGCAUUUGAAUCAAUACGUUUGGAUAACGACAAUCUAAUGUUCAAUGUCGGUAAAUGUGUUUCAGCUAUUUCUUGGUGUCCAUUACCAUUUACCACCGAAUCGACUCGUUUUGAUUGUAAAUCACAAUUUGAUCGAAUACUAAUGUCCGAAGUGAAUGCUAAACGUGAUCAAUAUCUUGUAUUGGCUACCAGUGAUUUUGAUCAGAUACUUAAAAAUGAACGUUCCGAUCAAAUUUGUUUGCAAUUAUGGAAUCUUGGACCAUUGAAUCAAAUGAAAAAAGGCGAAUCGGAAGAAAACAUAGCUCGUUUAGCAUUGAAUAUCGAUUGGACAUCGUAUGGUGAUGUUCUAGAAAUGUGUUGGUGUCCAUGGGGUGUUUCGUAUGAAGAACUAAAACCAUCGAAUGAACGACUACAACGAUUAGGAUUAUUAGCAAUUGCCAGUGAAGAUGGUCAUGUUCGAAUUAUAUCUUUACCACAUCCCCAUCAAUUAAAUGGUAGCUAUAAAACAACAUACCUGUUCCAAGUCAAACCUGUACUUGUAUUACAGGAUCGAUUUCCACGAUAUCUAAAUUGUAAUAGCAUUGAUUGGUAUCCAUAUGCUCCAUUCACUAUGAUAGUUGGUGCAUUCAACACGGGAUUUGCAUGUCUUUGGCGAUUACCAAUUGAUAAUGAUGAUGAAAAAUUAUUAACCAAAGAUAAACACUUAUUACCAUGUGAUCAGAAUGGUAAUCUUAAAUGUCAACCAUUAUUAUCGAUUCGUUGGAUCAAUAAAUACAUGUAUGUUUGUGUUUCAUUGAAUCAUUCAUUCAUCUAUCAUAUACAUUGGGAUGGAUUAUUUCGGCAACUUGAAUGUCGUCCAUGUCAGAAAAUUAUGACCUAUUCACCAUUAUGGAAUAAUGCUAUGAUACAAAUGGCUAUGGUACGUAAAGGUAGCCUCAUUGGAUUCAUUCUUCUAGAUCGACCUAUUGAUAGUGGUGCUGAUAUUCGUCAUACGAUCAUAUCAAAUGCAACCGAUGAUUAUACGGACAUGUCAUUAUCACCAUGGAUGUAUACGAUUGCAUUUGGAUCUGAAUGUGGUAGAUUAUGUACGACAAAAAUGAUGAAAAAACCAGGCUAUUCGGAAAAAUCAAAAUCAAUCAAUUAUAUUUUAUAUUCAACGAAAUUGGCAAGCAUCGAUCAAGAUCUAAAGAAUAAUUUGGAAUCGAUUAAAAAAUCAAUAACCAUAAACGAACCGCUUGAUCUUGAUUAUCAUAUUGAUGAUUUUUUUGAUAAAUAUUUUUUCAUCUAUGAAGAUAGUCGAAAACCUGAUACUAUUCUAAAAGGACGUACUGCAUCGACAACGAUUCGAUUAUUGACUAAAAAUGAUUUAUAUCGAUAUUAUGCAAUCAAUAAGUGUUCCUGGAAUCCGAAUCUAGCAACAUAUACAUGGAUUUUUUCAUGCAACAAAUCUGGCCUUUGUCGUUUGAAUAAUUAUCCAUUGAUCAAUCCAAAACAAAUGUAUUGAAUUUUAAAUGACUGUCAUAUUUUGCAAAUAUAAUGGCAUGAAAUUUUGUAUUUUUU
Dermatophagoides farinae (American house dust mite) is the source of this 3128-nucleotide messenger RNA. RefSeq lists its product as uncharacterized. Gene Ontology annotation, biological process: transcription by RNA polymerase III. Gene Ontology annotation, cellular component: transcription factor TFIIIC complex. NCBI's taxonomy places the organism in Eukaryota, Metazoa, Arthropoda, Arachnida, Sarcoptiformes, Pyroglyphidae. The record is from RefSeq and is a predicted model, not a curated record. Gene Ontology annotation, molecular function: protein binding.